CACUCUUAGUUUCCACAUUUAUAAGAGCAAAUAGAGUUGUACGUACGUACAUAGCAAUGGCGUCCAGAAGUGGAUUGGUUGUGUUCGAGGAUUCGUUUCCGACGAUGUUGGAGAGGUUAGGCGAGGAAGGGUUUAUGAGGGAGUUGUGCAACGGGUUCCGUCUGCUGAGGGACGAGAAGAGAGAGGUGAUCACAUUCGAGAGCUUGAAGAAGAACUCGGCGCUGUUGGGGUUGCAGGGAAUGAGUGAUGAAGAGUUGAGGUGCAUGGUGAGAGAAGGUGACUUAGAUGGAGAUGGGUGUCUGAGUGAGAUGGAGUUUUGUACUCUCAUGUUUAGGUUAAGUCCUGCUUUGAUGCAGACUUCUAAGGAAUUGUUGGAGGAGGCUAUAGUAAGCAGUAGGUGCUGAAAUGUAACCGUGCAAGCUUAAGAAAAUUAGUCAGCAGUGGAUUUAUCCAAGAAGAAAGAGACUGCUCCACUGUGAGUUAUUAUGGAAUUAAGUACUGUAGUUUCUCUUCUUUUA
This is a messenger RNA of Rosa chinensis, 518 nucleotides long. Its product is annotated as calcium-binding protein KRP1. The transcript has a single exon. The record is from RefSeq and is a predicted model, not a curated record. Lineage: Eukaryota; Viridiplantae; Streptophyta; Magnoliopsida; Rosales; Rosaceae. Gene Ontology annotation, molecular function: calcium ion binding. Bases 57 to 404 code for a protein of 115 amino acids.